AUGGCUCUCAACUCGGACGGUGAACAGAAAUCGAACCUGGUCCUCCGCGUAGACCAGGAUUCUGACUCGGUCUUGCAGUCAUUAUUCGACACAGUGCUAAAGCCCGACUCUAAACGACCGCUACAGGUGCCUUUGCGUAUGCGACAGCUCCCAAAGUCGUUCUUUAACCCGCCGUCGACCGGUUCCAAGUCGCCAUCUGUGUCUCACUCGCGAGAAAAUUCGGCGGAUUCGGCGUUUGGAUCGUCGUCCGCUACGGGAGCUGCGCCAGUAUCGCACUCCCGAGCACACUCUUCACCAGCGAGUUUGCAGCAGACCUACGCAGCUGGACAACAAACUCAACAACCGCCUCUACCACAUCAACAUGCAAAACAGAGAUCUUACGAUGUCGGUACACACAUCCCAGACGAUCUUGGGCCUCUACCAGCUGGUUGGGAACAAGCUCGUACUCCAGAAGGACAAAUAUAUUAUCUCAAUCAUAUAACGAAGACCACGACAUGGGAGGAUCCUCGCAAGACACUGGCGGCGCAGACAGUAACAAGUGGUGUGCAGCACCAGAGCGCGGAAGCGUUACUUACACCAGCUGCUGCACCUGCCAUUGCUGCUGUUGCUGCUGCAACUACAGCAGCGAAGAGUACAAGCACUAAUACGACGACAGAUCCUCUCGGGCCGUUGCCGGAUGGCUGGGAACAAGCCACGACACCAGAGGGAGAAAUAUACUUUAUCAACCAUGCCGCUCGUACAACGUCCUGGUUUGAUCCUCGAAUACCACAACACUUACAGCGCACCCCAGCGGCGGGUGGCGCCGCGGGCGGCGGCUGGGCAAAUGCCUCGAUACAGGCAUGUCAGCAAAAACUACGUCUGCAGUCGCUACAGCUAGAACGAGAACGACUGAAGCAACGCCAACAGGAGAUACUACUCCAGUCAGGGUUAAUGGCGCGGCAAUCUUCGCCUAUCGUGGUGUCGUUGCCUAGCAACACGGGCGCGACCAACACCGAUUUGCCUCUGGAUCCGUUCCUGUCGGGGCUGACUGACCACCAGAGGCAGGAGUCGGCGGACAGCGGGCUCGGCAUGGCGGUCACACAGUCCUCCUACUCAAUGCCGCACACGCCCGAGGACUUCCUCACGAGCAUGGACGACCGCAUGGACUGCACCAGCGAGGCGGGGGCGAACCUCGACACCGCCGACAUCACACUCGGCGACACCGACGACUUGGUACCCUCAUUACAAUUGGGCGAAUUCACGAAUGACAUACUAUUGGAUGAUGUGCAGUCACUAAUAAACUCAACGCCCAGCAAGCCCGACAACGUGCUGACCUGGCUG
This is a messenger RNA of Brenthis ino (lesser marbled fritillary), 1320 nucleotides long. The record is from the annotation of a GenBank genome assembly. NCBI's taxonomy places the organism in Eukaryota, Metazoa, Arthropoda, Insecta, Lepidoptera, Nymphalidae.